UCUCGACGAGAACGGAGCUCUUCACUGGUCUCUCUCUAGAGCUGUACGUAAUAAUGGAAGCUCUCGGAGUUCCUGUUCUGCAACAAACGUGUUUUAAUAACGGCAGCGCUGCCGUUUUGUUUGCCGUCCUGCUCAACUCUUUGAUCGGCGAACAGUGCAAACUUUUCAACCCUGAGCAGUACCCAAAGGACGUCGCCGCAGAAAAUUUACUGCCCGAGUACGACUUCAUCGUGAUCGGCGCCGGAAGUGCUGGCGCCGCCGUGGCCAACCGCCUGAGCGAGGUGGCGGAAUGGAACGUCCUGGUUGUGGAGGCCGGCGGCGACCCUGGCAUGACCUCCGAGGUGCCGGUUUUGUUCUUCGCCUCGCAGCACACGCAGGACGACUGGGAAUUCUGGCCCGAGGCGGACGGCACGAGCUGUCUGGGCAUGAGCGGCGGCCGCUGCUACUGGCCGCGGGGCAAGGCCCUCGGCGGCACUUCGGUGCUCAACGCCAUGCUCUACGUCCGCGGCAACAAACUCGACUACGACGGCUGGCAGGAAAUGGGCAACCCAGGCUGGGGCUACGAAGACGUUCUCGGCUACUUCAAAAAGUCGGAAAACUCGGACAGGUCGGACGAAUUUCACGCCCAGGGCGGCCCGCUCGAGGCCAAAAUGUACAAAUCCGGCGAGCCUAAUUUGAUUUCCGACUUUUUCUACGAGGCUGCCAAAGAAAUGGGCUACGACAAAAUUGACAUCAACUCGGCCACACCGGUGGGCUACGGCACGGCGCCCUCCACUCAAAAGGACAGCGUCCGCUUCAGCACGGCCAAGGCUUUCCUGGCGCCGGCCAAAGCGAGGAAAAAUUUGCAUGUGUCAAAACAUUCUCAAGUGACAAAGCUUCUGAUUGACAAAAGCGACAACAGAGUGACUGGAGUCGAGUUCGUCAAAGGCGGCGAGUCGCGCGUUGUGAGCGUCGGCAAAGAGGUUGUCUUGUCAGCCGGGGCCAUCGGAUCGCCGCACAUCCUGUUGCUCUCCGGAAUCGGCCCCGAGGAACAUUUGAAUGAAAUGGGCAUCCAAGUUGUAAAAAAUUCAAAGAUGGUAGGCAAAAAUUUGCAGGACCAUAUUUUGUUCCUAGGCAAUAUUUUCGCUAUGAAAAAGGUUGAUUUAGAAAUUGGAGAUAAAGAAAAAUUUGAGCUGGACCAAAUGUACAAGUAUUUGGUGUACAAAACGGGAUAUUAUUCCACCGUUGGAACUUAUGACUUCAUGGCCUUCAUCAACACGCCCCUGAACGAAAACAAACUGCAUCCGGACAUUCAAAUCCACCACUUGAUAAUCGGCGCCCAAGACCCACUGGUGUGGCCACUUUUCCUCAACGUGCAAGGCUACGACGAGCAAACGACAGACUACAUGAAAAAACUAAACGAAAACUUCACCAUCUUCAGCCCAAUCAUCACCCUUUUGAGACCUGACAGCGCCGGCGAAAUUAAACUCAACUCUUCGAAUCCGCUGGAGAAACCUGUGAUUUACGCAAAUUACUUUUCUAACCAACUCGACGUGAGGAGAAUCGUGGAGGCGGUCAAGUUCUGCAAGCGCUUCGGCGAGACGGAGGCGAUGAAAAAAUUAGGCGCUGAGCGAAUUGACGAUUUGGAAAGUUGCAGCUCCAAGUUUGGCAAGGACUCGGACGAAUACCACGAGUGCGCCCUGCGACACAUCGGAUCCACGAUUUACCACCCUGUGGGCACUUGCAAGAUGGGACCCGACCCUGCAACCUCGGUCGUCGACCCUGAACUCAGGGUUCACGGAAUCAAAGGGCUGCGGGUUGCGGACGCUUCGAUUAUGCCGAAAAUUGUGUCGGGAAAUACAAAUGCGCCUUCGAUAAUGAUCGGCGAACGGGUUUCAGAUUUUAUUAAAAAUAAAUGGCUUUGAAUUGUUAAUAAGUAAAUAUUAAUUAAAAUAAAUAAGUAAAAUAAUAAAUAUUUCAAUUCAAUUAAGUA
Neocloeon triangulifer is the source of this 1972-nucleotide messenger RNA. Its product is annotated as glucose dehydrogenase [FAD, quinone]-like. The transcript has 2 exons. NCBI's taxonomy places the organism in Eukaryota, Metazoa, Arthropoda, Insecta, Ephemeroptera, Baetidae. Gene Ontology annotation, molecular function: flavin adenine dinucleotide binding; ecdysone oxidase activity. The record is from RefSeq and is a predicted model, not a curated record. Bases 54 to 1904 code for a protein of 616 amino acids.